This is a messenger RNA of Moneuplotes crassus, 925 nucleotides long. Lineage: Eukaryota; Ciliophora; Spirotrichea; Euplotida; Euplotidae. The record is from the annotation of a GenBank genome assembly.
AAUUUAUUAAUAGCCAAAGAUUCAACAGGGAUGAUCUCAAGAAGUCUAUCUAAAGCUUUUAGUGGCAAAUAUUGAGCAAUAAGAAGCCCUUUGUCCAUGAUCCAGAGAAGAUAUCUCCAUUCACAGCAGGCUAAAGCAAAAGAAUCAGCACGGAAAAUUCAUGAAGAGGUUCUCGAGCCAUGAUUGACAGAGGAAGAGGAAAUAGCAAAGAAAAAUGACCCUGUUGAGCAAUUGAAGAGAAGCCAAAUAAAUCGUGAUAGUACAAACCAGCAGCUCCCAGGAGAUGAUAGGUCCUUUAAAUCAGCAUUCAAGCUUUAUAGAAUAUUGUAUAUGAUAGCUGGAGUUAGUCUUUAUGCCUUAGUGUAUCAUGAUUCAAAAGCUUUAGCUGAGUAUAAGAUCAUUUUACAUGGACUAAGAACAGAAGACCCUAAGUUUACAGGUGUGCUAGUCGGCAAUGAUAAAUCUUAUUAUCUCAGACUUGAGGAAGGGCAUGAAACUACUGUAGAAGACUUAGGAAAGAGAUUUGAGAAAGAAAUAUCAAACCUAUCUAAACUUCUCUCUAACCAGAAAUACCAAGCAUCAAUAUAUCUCAGUUUAGGAAUACCCCUAGCAUCAUUUACAGUCCACCUACUGCACAUCUUCAAAUACAGAGAAUUCACAAAGGCAAUCCCUUUAAAGAUCCUCUGGAUCCUAAUUGCAUGUUUCUGUACAAGUUGAUACUCAUCUUCUCAUCUCCCAAUCCUCGAGUCAUUAAAAGGCAAGGAUCUUAAGGAGCAUAUCCUUUCUAAGGUGGAACUCCUCCCUUACGACUCAUACAUGAAUAACAGAGAGAAGUACGAUAAGAUGAGGGAUCUUUUACGCAUCAUUAAGCAGCCUCAAGAGAAGGAAAAAGGAAGACCAUUUUAGUCUCAAUUUCUCACUAAAA